CCGAAGAGAAUCAAUCAUUCUCACAGUCCCGAAGUAAACAAACUUAACAAUCUUUUAAAAAAAAAAGAAAGAAAGAAACCAGCAAUGGCGGAGUCCCAACCGAAAUCCCUCACCGCAAGCCUCCUCCCGUCAUACGCCUCGGCCACGUCCUCCGACGAGGAGCACGCCUACGACUCCGACGAGAAAGUCCUCAUCUCAAUCUCCGACGACGACGACGAAGAACAAAACCCACGAUCAUCGUCAUCAGAUUCGACCUCGACUCCCCCCUUCUCCUUCCGCAAGCUCUGGCGCUUCACCGGCCCGGGAUUUCUCAUGUGCAUCGCCUUCCUGGACCCCGGGAACCUCGAAGGCGAUCUCCAGGCCGGCGCCAUCGCGGGCUACUCCCUGCUCUGGCUCCUUCUGUGGGCCACGGUUAUGGGCCUCCUGAUCCAGCUCUUGUCGGCGAGGCUGGGGGUGGCGACGGGGAGACACCUGGCGGAGUUGUGUAGGGAGGAGUAUCCGAGGUGGGCCAGCGUGGCUCUGUGGGCCAUGGCGGAGAUGGCGCUUAUCGGGGCGGAUAUCCAGGAGGUCAUUGGGAGUGCGAUUGCCAUCAAGAUUUUGAGCGGUGGAGUUGUGCCUCUUUGGUUGGGGGUCAUUAUCACGGCCUUUGACUGCUUCAUUUUCCUGUUCCUUGAGAACUAUGGAGUGAGGAAGUUGGAAGCUUUCUUCGGUGUUCUCAUUGCUACAAUGGCUAUUUCUUUUGCCAUAAUGUUUGGCGAAACCAAACCCAGCGGCCGAGAGCUUCUCAUCGGUGUUGUGGUUCCUAAACUAGGUUCAAGAACCAUAAAGCAAGCUGUAGGCGUUGUGGGUUGUCUCAUCAUGCCACACAAUGUUUUCUUGCACUCCGCCCUUGUACAAUCAAGGAAGAUCGAUCCCACCAAGAAGGGCCGAGUUCAAGAAGCUCUCAACUAUUACGCCAUUGAAUCUGCCGCUGCCCUUUUCGUUUCCUUCAUAAUCAAUGUCUUGGUAACAACAGUUUUUGCAAAGGGUUUCUAUGGUUCUGAAGUAGCAAACACUAUAGGCCUUGAGAACGCAGGGCAGUUUCUUCAAGAGAAGUAUGGAGCUAUGUUAUUCCCUAUUCUCUAUAUCUGGGGUCUUGGUUUGUUAGCAUCAGGGCAGAGUAGCACAAUUACCGGCACUUAUGCUGGCCAAUUUAUAAUGGGAGGGUUUCUUAAUCUUCGUUUGAAGAAAUGGGUUCGAGCUUUGAUUACUAGAAGCUUUGCGAUAGUUCCGACUAUAAUUGUUGCACUAGCUUUCGAUACGUCUGGACCUACAAUGGAUAUACUGAAUGAGUCACUUAACGUGCUUCAGUCAGUUCAGGUUCCAUUUGCACUUAUCCCACUUCUCACCUUAGUAUCCAAGGAAGAAAUCAUGGGAGUUUUCAAGAUUUCUUAUGGUGUGAAAAUUCUUACCUGGAUAAUUGCAGCAUUCCUGAUAGGCAUCAACGGUUACCUCCUCCUAGAAUUCUUCUCUUCUUCAAUACAUGGCCUAGUGCUAGGUUCAAUUGUUUGUGCUGGCUUAGCGGUUUAUUUGGCUUUUGUGCUUUACCUUAUCUUGUACGGCUCUUCUGUAUCUGCUCGCCUUAGAAAAGCAUUGAGCAGAGGCAACUAAAAAAAGAUGAGUUAGAGCCCUUUUAGCAUAUUCAGACGAAGAGAGAGAACUUUGUUAAGAAGCUGAGACUGCUGUAUUUUGAUGGAGUUCCAGCUUCUACAUGCUUUGCUUCAUCAAUCAUGAGUUAGAGCCCUUUUGCCGACAACGUGGACUUAGGUUGCUGGUAUUCAUUUGUAUAGCAAGUUGUGUAAGACAGAGGAAAGAAAACUUUUGUAUGAUGCAAGGAUGAUUGAACUGAACCAUGCUUGUUGGAGAGAAUCUAUCAAAUAUUUCCCUCUUUCCGGUUAA
Asparagus officinalis (garden asparagus) is the source of this 1938-nucleotide messenger RNA. RefSeq names its product metal transporter Nramp2-like. The record is from RefSeq and is a predicted model, not a curated record. The coding region runs from base 85 to 1650 and encodes 521 amino acids. Lineage: Eukaryota; Viridiplantae; Streptophyta; Magnoliopsida; Asparagales; Asparagaceae. Gene Ontology annotation, biological process: metal ion transport. Gene Ontology annotation, molecular function: cadmium ion transmembrane transporter activity; manganese ion transmembrane transporter activity. Gene Ontology annotation, cellular component: membrane. The transcript is spliced from 4 exons.